AGGAAAUAAAAGACAGAGCUGAGUGAAAAGAAAUCUGAUCGGCGAGACCGAUGGAGAUAGAGGCGGGGAGAAGAGGGGACGUAGAGAGCGGCGGCGGCGGGGUGGCGUACUUGGUGUGGCAAGAGCUGAGGGUGGUGCUGCCCAACGUGGGGCAGGGCCCAACAAAGAAGCUGCUCCAUGGGAUCAGCGGCUACGCUCAGCCCGGUCGGAUUAUGGCCAUUAUGGGCCCUUCCGGUUCCGGCAAAUCCACCCUUCUCGACUCCUUGGCAGGUAGGCUAUCAAGCAAUGUUGCCAUGACAGGUGAUAUUCUUCUUAACGGGAAGAAGAGGCGAAUGAGCUAUGGCGUUGUCGCGUAUGUAACACAAGAAGAUGUGUUGCUGGGAACACUAACACCAAGAGAAGCCAUUACAUACUCGGCAAAACUGCGCCUCCCAACCACCUUAAGUAAUGAAGACAUAAGAGGAAUUGUGGAGGGAACAAUCCUGGAAAUGGGGCUCGUGGAUUGCGCCGAUCGGGUGGUGGGGAAUUGGCAGAUGAGAGGCAUAAGUGGCGGGGAGAAGAGGCGGUUGAGCAUUGCACUCGAAAUCCUUGUGCGCCCUCACAUACUGUUUCUUGAUGAGCCUACUAGUGGUCUUGACAGUGCCUCCGCUUUCUUUGUGGUCCAAGCUCUUAAAAACAUCUCUCGAGAUGGGAGAACAGUUAUCUCUUCUAUUCAUCAGCCUAGCAGUGAAGUGUUUGCUUUGUUUGAUGACCUCUAUUUGCUCUCCGGAGGAGAGACCGUUUAUUUCGGAGAGGCCAAAACCGCUGUUCAGUUCUUUGCUGAAGCUGGAUUUCCAUGUCCAAGUAGAAGAAAUCCAUCUGACCACUUUCUACGCUGUAUCAAUUCUGACUUUGACAUUGUCACGGCAACUUUGAAAGGCUCAAUGCGUCUUCAGGAAACAGAUAAGAGUGAUUAUCUGAUGAAUAUGGCUACAGCAGAUAUCAAAGCUAUGCUUGUUGAAAAGUUUAAAAGAUCAGACUACGGUGCGAGGGCCAGAUCAAGGUUGCAAGAGCUCUCUAAAACUCAUGAUAUUGAAAUAGAAACAAUAAAAGGAAGUCAGGCAGGAUGGGGAAAACAACUAGUGACAUUGACUCAGAGAUCAUUUGUGAACAUGAGAAGGGACCUGGGAUACUAUUGGUCACGCAUAAUUAUCUACAUAAUUGUAUCAGUAAGUGUUGGGACCCUAUUUUUCCGUGUGGGGACCAGUUAUACUGCAAUCUUAGCUCGUGGAGCUUGUGGCGGAUUUGUUACAGGAUACAUGACAUUUAUGUCCAUCGGAGGCUUCCCUUCGUUUGUAGAAGAAAUGAAAGUAUUUACCAAAGAAAGGCUAAAUGGACACUAUGGAGUUGGAGCUUUUAUAUUAGCCAACUUCUUUUCUUCCCUGCCAUUCUUAGUAGCAGUUGCCCUCAUUACAGGGACAAUCACAUUUUACAUGGUGUUCCAGGCCAGCUUUGCCCAAUAUGUAUUCUUCUGCUUAAAUCUCUUUGGAUGUAUUGCUAUGGUUGAGAGCUGCAUGAUGAUUGUCGCUUCCCUGGUUCCCAACUUUUUAAUGGGAAUCAUUACCGGUGCUGGCGUGCUGGGAAUUAUGAUGAUGACAGCUGGAUUUUUCCGCUUGUUGAAUGAUCUUCCCAAAGUGUUUUGGCGCUAUCCCAUUUCGCUCAUAGGUUACGGGGCAUGGUCUCUGCAGGUAAGCUUGGUGAUAAUUAGUUAAUUCAUAAAACGUCGUUUUUUACUCGAGGGAAACCACCCUCUCCAUUUCUCUUCAGUACUAUGGUUUUGCAAGGAAAUACUAACCAACAUAUGCAUAUAAGACUUUAAUUUAUUUCUCCCUUGACCUCUUGGAUAGAGCCCUGAAGUUUAAGUCUCAACCAGGGGUGGAUCCAGAGUGGGUAGGGGGACAAUUGCCCCCUAUCAACUCCUUUUAGAUAUGAUUGCACAUUUGAAAUUUACAUUAGUUCUAAAUACAUACAUAAUAUAAACCGAUCUUUAGAUUUAUUUAUUAACAUAAUUAAAAAAAACUAUGUAAAUAAGUUAUUGCGGAAGAAGUUAAAUUCAAGUAUGAUAUCAUAUUUUGUUGUCGAACGAAUAUUUUGGUACUCCUUCCGUCCUAUUCUGUAAGAUAUACUAUCCUUUUAGGCUACCCUAAAAAUACGAAAACUUUCCUAAAUUCAACUCAACUAACUUUUUACUUUCCUAUUUUAUCCCUUUACCCAUCAUUUCACCUUAAUCCAACUAUUUUUUGUUUUACCUUUUGAGAUUAAAAUGGUGGAACAACUUUUUUUCUCCUUUAUUUUCUUAAAACCCAAUAGUAUCUUACAUUAUGGGGCGAAGGUAGUAUUUAAUAUUUCCGCUCAAUAUGUUUCGGUGUUUAAUAUAUCUGGUGUGAGUUCACCCCCUCACAGCGAUUGGACAACACAUAUCACAUAUAUCCAAUAUUUGAAGAAGCUAGUAGUACAUAUUUUUCCCUGAACUGAAUAGUAAAAACAUGUGUGUGUGUGUGUGUGUGUUGGUGUGCAGGGAGCAUACAAGAACGACAUAAUUGGACUUGAAUUCGAUCCAUUGUUUCCCGGGGGAGAAAAGAUAAAAGGAGUGGACGUGUUGAGAAACAUGUACAAAUUACCACUCGAUCAUUCCAAGUGGUGGGAUCUGCUGGCAUUGUACAGCCUGAUUGUAGUGUACAGACUCAUAUUCUUUUUAGUCCUCAAAGCAAAGGAGCGCGUAUUGCCCUUUUUCCGGUCAGUCCGCACCAAGCGCACUUUACACCGCCUCAGCAAGCGCCCUUCGCUCAUCCGAAGGCCGUCUGUCUCUUCCAAACGGUAUCAGAACAUCCGCUCCUUGUCCUCUCAAGAAGGCCUCAGCUCUCCCCUUCCCUAACAUGUUCUCAACUUUGUGUCAGUUGUUAUGUUCAUAUGUCAAUCAUUAAGUCGAAAAGUUGUUAGUGAGCUUGCUUGUUUAUGACUUUAUGUUGUCGCAACACAUUGAUGGCAGCAAUGGUUUGUUGUACUUUGUUUAAGUUUUUGUUGUACACGUUUUGAAGGCAGUGAACCAUAUAACUUAAAUGAUUUGAUUCUAGGGGAGCUCUUCGGUGCAUG
Molecule: messenger RNA, 3132 nt
Organism: Cuscuta epithymum
Lineage: Eukaryota; Viridiplantae; Streptophyta; Magnoliopsida; Solanales; Convolvulaceae
Source: the annotation of a GenBank genome assembly